AGCGAACGUGACAGAUAAAUUAGUUAUAGGGUGUUUUCUGUUUGCUCCACCUCUGCUCUCAUGUGAAGGGCAUCUCCUUCACCAGCGCAGGGAAAGAAAGAGAGGGAGACGGAGAUGGAGGGGAGCAUGAUGAUGUCCUUGGAUAAGCUCCCCAUAAGGAGGUUGACCGCCAUCGAAGAAAAUGGUGUCGAGCAUUUUCCCCCGCGCGAAGUUUCGGCCGAUGAGAAGCUCCUUUCUCUCCUCCAUGGGAUCGAUUUCACUCCACUGGUCCUCGAGAGAGAGGCGAAGAAGCCCAAGACUUCGAAGGAAAGCCAGCCGGCGGCGGCCACACAGUGGCCAUGGCAGGGCCUGGUGGAGAGCCUUCAGCAGGUUCAUCAGGAGAUCUCCGUCGUCAUUGACCUGAUCAACCAUGUGGAGGCAAAUGAAGCAGUAGCAGUUGCUGGGAUGACAAAGCCGAAACCGUUACCAAAUGAGUUGCUGUCCGACCUAUCUGUCUCAUUGUCGACCAAGUUGCAGUGCUUUCGUCAAUUAGGGAAAUAUUUCAAACAAUCUGCCAAGGCAUUGGAACAGCAAGUUGCAAGGGAGGCAAGGUUCUAUGGUGCAUUAAGCAGAUUGCAACAAAACUGGAAAGUAAAGCGACAACGUGCACUUGCAAGUACAGCAGGCAGUGAGGGUUUCAUGAUUGAUUUGUCUGAUAAUCCACUAUCUGAUCCAUCACUUUCUCUCCGUCCAUCUCCUGCUUCUAUGGUUCGUAUUGAUCACGGUCCACUAGGGAUGCUGACUGUGCAUGUGCCUCCCAAGUCAUGCCACGCUAUCCAGCUUGGUUUUCUUGGUGGCAGUGAAACUGAUAAGCAGAGUCAGUUGAGCACCAAGAAGUCAGGUUUCUCAGUUGAGGCUUCACUUGAGGGGAAGGAAGAAGUCAUCAGUGAUGAAGAUGUCAAUGCUGGUGUUAAGGAAACACAUUCUCUUCUCCGUGACAUUCAUCUGGCUAUCUUUGAUGAGCUGGUGUUUGAAUCGGUCAGCCGUGAGGCAUUGUAUCAAAAGCCUGGGGUUUACGUAGCAGGAAUGCGCGAAAAUUUUGUGCUCUUGAGCAUAGGUCAGCAGGCUUCGGUCUUCUUGCGUCUCUUGCCUUCCAAUGAAGAUGCAACUGGAAAGGAUAGUCUUCCAACCAGAGAAGCUGGUACUGUGCCUGGUCAGACAACAGAAGGAGCAAUUAUUACUACAAAGAAGCAUGAUGAUCUCAAAAAAGAUAGACUUCCCAAUCCGCUUGCACUUGAAAUAUAUUUGCAGCAGUUAGUCUAUGAAACGACACUUAGAGUGAAAGAGAGGCAAUCUUCUGGCAGGUUGCAAGGUUCUAUCCAACCUAUAGGUGGUGGUGAUGGAAUCUUGAGUCACUUCUGCAUGACUCUUGCUCACCGCAUAUUUUCAUACAAAGUCCUAUCCAGGCUUGAAAAUUUGGUAGCCAAAGUCCCUUAUCUUCGGUUGGUAUCUGAUGCUACCUGGCACUCUCGCACUUCUUCAUGGUCAGUCUAUGUGGAUGUUCCACAGUCUAUCCUCAGUCUGCAUCUAAAUCGUCAAGCCAAGCCUUCUGGGGUGGAUGUCAUGCAACAGAAAGUCAUGUCAAGAUUCCACAAUAAAGUGGUAGUAAAUGAAGAAUGCAUCACAAUUGGAGGAGAAAGCACCUCAAAUGUCGUGGGUCUGUUUGUAGGUGACUCUGUGGAGAUCAACUCAACUAUAAAUCGUUAUGAAUGUGAUUUGGCAAAUCUUUCACUUGUAUUGUUGCAACAGGUUGCCAGCCAAAUUGUGCAUUGGCUUUUCGAGGAAGCAUUGAUUGUGGGCAUGAAGCCCACACGAGACUUAUUGAGUAUAUCUUUUGAGCUGGAGAAGGGAGAAAAGUUAAGUUUAGUGGCCCAUUUAGAUCCGGAAGAUGAGUACCAAUGCUUAACCUGGUGGCUUCUUGUUGAAGACUCGGUGGUGGAAGAAGUGCAGAUGCCGACUGAUUUGCUUUUCAGCGGGGGGUCUGAAAACAAGAGAUUCUUGGGGCAUUUGUCUCUCGAGGAACUGUAUGCAGUUCUUAUGGACCUUGUUGGUUUAUGUGGCAGCAGUUGAGCUGCAUGGCAGCCAUGGCAUGCUGUAAAUUGGCAAAUUCAGGAACGCAGGAGGCUUUGUUUGUGAUCAAGCGGGCGACAGAUGAAGUAUUCUCAACAAGCAGAAGGGAACUAAGUCUUUCGGUAAUCGAGGAUGUAGUUGCAGAGUUCACUCCUUUGAGUUGCCCGUCAGAUGAAAUUGCAAAGUUAAAAACAACUGGACUUUUACUGUAGAUAGGAUGAUCCGGCUGAUACUGUUAGCAUGUUUUGUACCAACAUGUAAAUUCAUCUGACCAUAGCCUAGUGAUGGUCCUGAUAGACGAUUCUCAAACUAGUUUACGCCUACCUGUACCUCCUUCGGGGGAGAAAAGCCAUAUUGUAAGGUCGGGUUGGUGGUGUCAGGGGCAAUGGCAACGGAGGAUCCUCGGAAGUUUGUUUUUGUGGCCUCCCUUUCUUCUUUAGUUCAAACGUCCCUUUCUGUUAGAAAGGUCUGAAGACAUUCAGAUCACGGAUUGAGAGUCCAGUUUAAAAUCGAGAUGUGGAUCGACCGGUUUUGAGAUGCGGUUAGGUACAAUGCAGUUUAUGUCAAACGACGCACGCUCAAGUGAAGGAUAGCUGAUGAUUUCUUUUCUUGCCCUGAAGGAAAACGACCCUCUCCCCCUUCACCCCAAAGUCGCUGUUCAUUGACAAGCCUCUGGUUGAUAUGCCCCUUGAGGUCUGUCUUUCUUAUUUGAGAGUAAUUAUACUCAAGACCGGUACUUUAUGUUAAGAUGUCAUUCUGUAAAUCCUCGACUUUAAAUCGCAUCAUUUGUGUUUCUCGGGUCUUUUAGCA
Nymphaea colorata (pocket water lily) is the source of this 2919-nucleotide messenger RNA. Its product is annotated as mediator of RNA polymerase II transcription subunit 17. Gene Ontology annotation, cellular component: mediator complex; core mediator complex. The coding region runs from base 115 to 2109 and encodes 664 amino acids. Lineage: Eukaryota; Viridiplantae; Streptophyta; Magnoliopsida; Nymphaeales; Nymphaeaceae. Gene Ontology annotation, biological process: regulation of transcription by RNA polymerase II. The record is from RefSeq and is a predicted model, not a curated record. Gene Ontology annotation, molecular function: transcription coregulator activity. The transcript has 8 exons.